AUGAAAGCAAGGAGGGAAUUCUCUAAUGGCAACCCUGGGGCUCCUGGCACCGAAGGUCACAGAGUCAAAAGACGAAGAUUUACCCCCGCCGUGCACUGCAAAGCUGCCUUCCACUGGGUCAACCCCCUGUCCAUGAGGUACCUGCGCAACAGACGCGCGCACCACAUCAACAUAGUGAAGGCCGAGUUUUGCGAGGAAGAGGUAGUGUGGAGGAACUAUUACAGUGCCAAGGGAAAGGUUAACCGCCAGGCCAGAGUUCUUGAGAUGCGGACCCCGCCGCUGCCCCUUGAGGCCGAGCUGGAGGAGGUGGAGGUGGUGAGGAGGAGCUACCACAAUGCCAAGGCGAAGAACAACCGCAAGGCCCAGGUCCUGGAGGCGCCCUGCAGUCCGACCAGCCCGUCGCCGGUCUCCUCCGAGGACGAGCAGUCGGGGGAGGAGAACGCGGAGGAACCCAAAGCCAAGCAGGGAGAAGGGGCCUCUCAGACAGAAGAAAAACCCGAUGACGGUCUGGACACAAGCAUCGCCGAGGACAAGGGCGUCUCGGAGGCGGCUGAGCAGGUCGAGAAGUUGGAGUUGGAGGAGGGCGAGCCGGAGAGUGUAACGGAGAGGCUGUGAGGGCAAGAUUCGUUGCCUUCUAUUCAGUAUUGUGAGAGAUUAAUUGGUAGACCAUUCUCGUCCGUGAUGUAAUGAGAUUAUAAUGUAGACCGAUGUGCUUUAACCAGGUUUGAUGUCUCUUUGGAACAAUGGCAGUUACCUGCAUUUUUUUUAUUUAAUGAUUUCAGUGAUUUGCCAGGAUAGGGAAAGAAGUUUAAUGUGACAACAGUUUUAAAGAUGUCACAGGAGUACUUUGUAAAUUAUCACUAUAACAUUGUAACUUCCAAGAUGUAUUAGUGAUAGCCAUCUCAGAAUUACAAAAUCUGAACAUUCAAAUAUACUAGUCUUGACAUAAUUCAAAAACUGAUUUGCAUUCCUAAGUGGUGCUGCCUGUGCCUCCAGUGCAUUAGUAGGUAACUGUUAUCAUAUAAGUGGGUAUUGUGGGAGAAAACAUCUCAGUGUAUAUUUGAGACCGAGAGAGAGAGAGAGAGCGAGCGAGAACUAGAACGAUAGCGAGAGAGAGAGAGAACAGAAAUGUAGUUGUGCACAUAGCAGUUUUUAUUUUUUAAAAAUGGUUUGAUUGUUCUGUUCUGUUAUUGAUAUUACUGUUUCACAUAAAUACACGACUCUCAAGUUAUAUUCAUAAGUAUGUAACCUAAAAUAAGGAUUAAUUUAAUAAUUUUUCACAUGUACAACUGAUAUUUUAGUUGUUUUUUAAGAAAUUAAGUAACAUUAGUUUGUAACUGCCAAUUACAAAGUAUUUAAUUAAGUCAUUAAGGCGGUUUCAUCCAGUCCGUUUGAUAAAAGCUUGAUAUUAAAACAAUUUACCAAGUCAUAAGUUAAGUAGCCAUAAGUGCUAAGCUAAAGUGCAUAACUAUGCCAAAAGUAUGCAUCAGAUUCCUGGUAGAUUAUUUAUGCAUAAUAAUUGUAGUAUUAUUCCUAUCACUUUUUGUGAUUGGAUAGUGAAUUGAAGUUUUCAACAUGAAUGCAUCCUAAUCACACUCACACUCACACCCUCACUUACACUCACACUCACACCACACUCACACUCACACUCACACUCACACUC
This is a messenger RNA of Penaeus vannamei (Pacific white shrimp), 1663 nucleotides long. The record is from RefSeq and is a predicted model, not a curated record. Lineage: Eukaryota; Metazoa; Arthropoda; Malacostraca; Decapoda; Penaeidae.